UCACCGGACAGACACUAGUUUACCUUCUUCAGGCACGUAGUCAUGUCUCCCACGAUCAAAAGCCUGAUUUUACACUAGUGUCAGCCUCUGACGACGAGAUUCAGGAGGAACAGUCACCCACUGCUACAAGAGACCUAUAUUGUGUCCGUUAAGCAAAGACGAAAACUGAAUGACAUACUUUUCGGAAAGAUGAAUUAACGACUAUAAAUGGGAGUGGUUAUCUACAGCGAAAUCCAAAAAAGUAAACCGCAGCGGUAUUGCAUGUGGUCAAGUAAACCAGAACGUGUCAAUAAGUACACUAGGUAUCACAAAGUAUACAAAAUAGUGAAAAUAGUCAACGUUCAGAGAGAUUUCCGGUUUAUGUCGAGUGAACAGAGACCUUCGACUUCAGAAGCGAGCGGAGCAGUAGACGACCCAUUAUAUUGACAUACAGUGUUUCUUCUUCGUAGAAAAGUUCACGCAGGCUUACUUAUAUACAUAAUUUUCAUCAGCAAAAUAAUAAUAAAGAUGAUGCACAAUAGUAAAUCUGACUGCAGUUUAUUGUACGAUCGCCAUCAGCCACAGUCUACGUCAUAUGAUGAGUUUGGAAGUGGCGCGAAUGUUCCUGAUAGCGCCACAAGAACAAAUAGAUCUCCGAAUUCACCUUUAGAAACGACCGGAGGACACACGGGGGACAAGGCUCUGAGACUAGCAAGAGAAUAUGGCAUUAAUGUAUCUAAACCAAAGUACCAGCAGUAUGCUGUAAAAGCUACACGUCUCAAAACUUUCGAAAACUGGCCUUCUUUUUUCAUUCAAAAGCCAGAUGAUUUGGUAGACGCUGGAUUCUUUUACUCGGGAAAGGGUGAUGCUGUUUUUUGCUUCUUCUGCGGUCUGGGUUUACAAGAAUGGGAGGAAGGGGACACACCGUGGGGAGAGCAUGCGCGAUGGUCCCCUGAAUGUGUCUUUGUAAUAAAUGUCAAAGGACGUGACUUUAUCGAAAUAGAGAGACUGCGAAACACAAACCCAGCUGAGUAUCUUGCAAGAAGGGAAUCGUGCAUGAUAGAGGACAAAACUAAAGGAAAGUCUGAAAUUGAUACUAUGAACAGUCCAGCAAUUCAGAGCUUGCUUCAGAAUGGGUACGGAGAAUCAUUAGUUAAACAAGCAGUUACAAUUUUCCAGAAACGAAAUCGAGGCAAAUCGUUUUCGGCGAAGGAGCUUUUGGAAAUAAUAUUUGAUAUUGAAGACAACAAUAUUCCGUUUGAAGAAUCAGAGAAGAAAGAUGACCCAGUUGUUCAAACAGACAACCUUGUCAUAAAAGAAAAUGAAGAACUCCGGAAGUCAACGUACUGCCGGAAGUGUUCGACUAGUUUUGCGUCAGUUGUCUUUCUUCCUUGUGGACAUUUGUGUACUUGCUCAGAUUGUGCGCCAUCUAUUAAGCAUUGUUUGUUGUGUAAUCAGUUCAUUAAGGGCACAGUCCGCACCUAUCUGGCUUAGUAUAUAAACAUUUAUAUAAGAGUGCUGCUUUUAUGCAUAUCAAAACUUUUCUCAUAGAAGUAUGAUUUAAAGAAUAAUGAAGCUAACUUUCUGAAACUAUCAGCGUUUACAUUUUUUGUUUACAGUGAAUUUCUAAUUUUUUUCAAUUAAAAAAAAAACAACUAUACAAAUGAGUUAUACAGGAAAUUGUACAACGGAUAGUGUUUAUGUACUGUCAUACACUGUAUGAAUAUUACAGAUAGUGUUUAUGUACUCUCAAUUAACUGUAUUAUAGAUAAUAGUGAUUAUACACUUUCUAAAACACUGUACAAAAGAAACUAAGUAUAUAAUGCCAUCUACAAAAUUGUUGUUUAUUUCUUGAAAUGUAAUA
Molecule: messenger RNA, 1843 nt
Organism: Saccostrea echinata
Lineage: Eukaryota; Metazoa; Mollusca; Bivalvia; Ostreida; Ostreidae
Product: baculoviral IAP repeat-containing protein 3-like
Exons: 7
Coding region: 508-1473 (321 amino acids)
Biological process (GO): regulation of cell cycle
Cellular component (GO): cytoplasm; nucleus; spindle microtubule
Source: RefSeq, a predicted model, not a curated record